Molecule: messenger RNA, 1749 nt
Organism: Chinchilla lanigera (long-tailed chinchilla)
Lineage: Eukaryota; Metazoa; Chordata; Mammalia; Rodentia; Chinchillidae
Gene: Wdr45
Product: WD repeat domain 45
Exons: 11
Coding region: 323-1408 (361 amino acids)
Biological process (GO): protein lipidation; protein localization to phagophore assembly site; autophagy of mitochondrion
Cellular component (GO): phagophore assembly site membrane; extrinsic component of membrane; cytosol
Molecular function (GO): phosphatidylinositol-3,5-bisphosphate binding; protein binding; phosphatidylinositol-3-phosphate binding
Source: RefSeq, a predicted model, not a curated record
GACAAAGCCGUCUCUUCCGCCCCUUUCCACUUUGCUCAGUGUCGCCCUCGGGGAGUCUUCGACCCUCCCGCCGACCUCACUGCGCUCCCAGAGGCCUCCGAGGAAAACCCUGCCAUUCAGUGGGCUGUUUUCAGACCCGUCAACUGCAGAGUAGGGCAGCAAACAAGGUUCUCGGCCAGGACGUCACUUCCGGUCUGGCAAAGAAGUUUGGAGUAGGGAAGAGGAAGAAAUCACUUGGGGACAGAGGUUCUCGGACUUGGAGGGGAGAUUUAGGACUCUUCCCGACAUUGCCCUGUUGUGUCCAGGAGAGAAAUCCUGAACCAUGACUCAGCAGCCACUUCGAGGGGUCACCAGCCUGCGUUUCAACCAAGACCAAAGCUGCUUUUGCUGUGCCAUGGAGACAGGUGUGCGCAUCUACAAUGUGGAGCCACUGAUGGAGAAGGGGCAUCUGGACCACGAGCAGGUGGGCAGCAUGGGCCUGGUAGAGAUGCUGCACCGCUCCAACCUGCUGGCCCUGGUGGGCGGUGGUAGCAGUCCCAAGUUCUCAGAGAUCUCAGCAGUGCUGAUCUGGGAUGAUGCCCGGGAAGGCAAGGACUCCAAGGACAAACUGGUGUUGGAAUUCACCUUCACCAAACCAGUGUUGGCUGUGCGCAUGCGCCAUGACAAGAUCGUGAUUGUGCUGAGGAACCGCAUCUAUGUGUACUCCUUCCCCGACAACCCCCGAAAGCUGUUUGAGUUUGACACCCGGGACAACCCCAAAGGGCUCUGUGAUCUCUGUCCCAGUCUGGAGAAGCAGCUGCUUGUGUUUCCAGGACACAAGUGUGGAAGUCUGCAACUUGUGGACCUGGCGAGCACAAAGCCCGGCACCUCAUCUGCUCCGUUCACCAUCAAUGCACAUCAGAGUGAUGUGGCCUGUGUGUCCCUGAACCAGCCAGGCACCGUAGUGGCUUCGGCUUCCCAGAAAGGAACCCUUAUUCGCCUUUUUGACACCCAGUCCAAGGAGAAGCUUGUAGAGCUGCGCCGAGGCACUGACCCUGCCACUCUAUACUGCAUUAACUUCAGCCAUGACUCCUCCUUCCUCUGCGCUUCCAGUGAUAAGGGCACUGUGCAUAUCUUUGCUCUCAAGGAUACCCGCCUCAAUCGCCGCUCUGCGCUGGCUCGCGUGGGCAAGGUGGGGCCUAUGAUUGGGCAGUAUGUGGACUCUCAGUGGAGCCUGGCGAGCUUCACUGUGCCUGCUGAGUCGGCAUGCAUCUGCGCCUUCGGUCGCAAUACUUCCAAGAACGUCAACUCUGUAAUUGCCAUCUGCGUAGAUGGAACCUUCCACAAAUAUGUCUUCACUCCCGAUGGAAACUGCAACAGAGAGGCUUUCGACGUGUACCUUGACAUCUGUGAUGAUGACGACUUUUAAGGACCUUGGGGGCUGUGCUAGGAAUCUACAGUGACAGAUUGCAGAGUUGAGGCUUGGGUGUGGGAAAGUGCUGUGGAAGUCACCAGCCAGCAAGCAUUCCACUCAGCAAAGCUAUGUCUGAACCAACAGCUCACAUCCCUCCAGCUCUUUUUGAUGACUGUAUGCUAAAGAGCUGGGCCUAAGAUCCAAAGAGGUCGCAGGUCCCUGGGGCCUCUAUCCUAGAGAAGAUAGCUAGAGACCCAGGGGAAGCAUCCUAAUUCUACCUUGAGAUUUAAAAAAGCUUACCAUAGGAAGAGAUGAAUUCUGAUAUGAUGAAUAUGAAUAAAAUGCCCCUAACAGCA